AUGGACGAUCUCACAGUCUUUAGGCGCACGGCGGGAGAACCGCUCUACAUCGUCGAACCGCAAUUCCAGCACAUUCAUACCUUCAUCCUUCUCCAUGGCCUGAGCUCCAAUGGCGAGAAGUUUGGAGCAGAAUUGCUGGAGAGUGACAUAAUUUCUUCAGUAAACACCCUCACCGCUUUGUUCCCGGGCGCUCGUUUCGCUUUCCCGACUUCGAAGCUUCAACGGCAGAUCGAUGGUCUCGUUGAGUCCGCGGCAGAGACCCGAAAGAUCAUUGAGAAUCAGUUGAAGGAUGUGAAGUCAGAGAACCUCAUUCUUGGAGGGCUGAGCCAAGGUUGCGCGAUGUUGCUGGCUGUGUUGUUGGCGCUUGAGUACUCGGUCGGGGUGUACAUCGGUAUGAGCGGCUUCGUGACGUUCCAAGAGGGUCUUGCGAUGGCCAUAGAAGAUGACGAGGAGGAGGAACAGAGCAGCCCUGUCAAAGCGCAAGCGAUGCAGCGGGAUCUCCUGAACUUGGACCCUUUGGACAACCAAUCGGAUGACACCACGGCGGCGCGGACUCCCAUCCUCCUUGGCCACGGCGAAGUGGACGAAAAGAUACCUGUAGGCUUGAGGUUAAGCGCGGCGCAAGUGAUGUGGGAUGCUGGGUACGAGGCAGACUGGAAAUGCUACGAAGACCAAGGACACUGGUACAAGAUUCCUGAUCAGAUCGAUGACAUCGUCAGCUUCGUUACGACAAAAGUUGGCUGA
Molecule: messenger RNA, 744 nt
Organism: Fusarium redolens
Lineage: Eukaryota; Fungi; Ascomycota; Sordariomycetes; Hypocreales; Nectriaceae
Product: Alpha/Beta hydrolase protein
Exons: 3
Coding region: 1-744 (247 amino acids)
Biological process (GO): proteolysis; protein depalmitoylation
Cellular component (GO): cytoplasm
Molecular function (GO): carboxylic ester hydrolase activity; serine-type peptidase activity; palmitoyl-(protein) hydrolase activity
Source: RefSeq, a predicted model, not a curated record